GCCUUCAAAAACAACUCUCUCUCUAUAAACACACACUCUCCUUUUUUAUACCCUUCAUCUAUAAAUUGAACCGAUGAUGAAACAACACUGUACCUGAACCUUCUUCAGGACCAUUUCUCAUUUCUACACACAAAGUAUUAACUCUUUUGCCGGCUUACAUAUCAAUUUUGAAGGAGUUCAUUCAAUACUUGGCGGUGUUUUUCGGUUCCUUGUAAUUUGUGCUACCAUGUCAUUAUUGCCUAAACUACGAUGUGUCACUCUAGAUGUUACCGGCACCCUGAUGGCUUACAGAGGGGAGCUUGGUGACUAUUAUUGCAUGGCUGCCAAAGCUUCUGGCCGUCCAUGCCCAGACUACAAGCGUAUGCACGAGGGAUUUAAGUAUGCAUAUAAGGACAUGGUGAGGAAGUAUCCGUGUUUUGGGUUUGCGGCCAAAAUGCCAAACAUUGUGUGGUGGAAAGCCUGCGUGCGAGAUUCCUUUGUCAGGGCUGGAUAUGAGUACGACGAGGAGACAUUUGAAAAGAUUUUCAAGCGCAUCUAUGCAUCCUUUGGUUCAUCUGCUCCAUAUACUGUCUUUCCAGAUUCUAAGCCAUUUCUUAGAUGGCUUCGUGGAAAGGGUCUCAAGGUUGGGGUUGUUAGCAAUGCUGAGUAUCGAUAUCGAGAUGUGAUUCUUCCAGCUUUAGGCUUAAAUCAGGGAACUGAGUGGGACUUUGGUGUUUUUUCUGGCCUUGAAGGCGUUGAGAAACCAGACCCAAGAAUUUACGAGAUUGCACUCGAGAGGGCUGGAAAUAUUGCACCUGAAGAAACUUUACAUAUUGGCGAUAGCUUCCGCAAAGACUAUGAGCCAGCUAAGAGCAUAGGGAUGCAUGCACUAUUGUUGGAUAGAUUUAAGACACCAGAAGCCGAGGAGUGGAGGAAAUCCGGGGCUGUUGUUCUUCCCGACUUAAAUGCAACACAAGAAUGGCUGUCUUCAGAGAAUUCAACUUGCUAGAGGUUCUACAUCUUUGCUGUAGUAGUAUAUUUACGUAUCGUUUUGCUCAUCUGAUAACAUACCUGCUAUCUAUACCUUUGACGGGUUUCAUAAAGGCAUGUGUCUGAAUGUUGACGUGCAGAGCCAUGAUUGUGGAUUUCUGUUGGCUCCUGUGAUCUUCUGAUGUAGCUCUACCAUAACUUUGUAAUACAAUUAUAUUAAAAUGCUACUUUCUCUUCAUCGGUCA
Lathyrus oleraceus (garden pea) is the source of this 1214-nucleotide messenger RNA. RefSeq lists its product as uncharacterized. Bases 227 to 988 code for a protein of 253 amino acids. NCBI's taxonomy places the organism in Eukaryota, Viridiplantae, Streptophyta, Magnoliopsida, Fabales, Fabaceae. The transcript is spliced from 4 exons. The record is from RefSeq and is a predicted model, not a curated record.